AGAAAUCCCUCUCCGUUACAUAUCUUAUAUUUCGGAGCUGGCCAGACCUCGUCAGGUCCAGAUAGUUUGACGCUAUACACUGGGUGGUUGCUGUUUCUUCUUCUUCGAACACUGGGUGUCCUUUCCUCUCUGAUUGUUACCCGCCCUUCUUUUCCUUUCUCAAAAAGCGACAGAAAGCCAAUAUGAGAUCACUCCUCUUUGUCUUUGUCCUCAUAGCAGCUGUCGAAUCAUUUUCAAGUCAAAGACUUGCACCUCGUCAAGCUCCCCAGACGCCGCCGACACAGCCCCCUCCUGGACCACCAACCCAGGCCACACUGCCUGCUCCUAAAUUGGAGGCAGCAUCAAAUACUCUUCCACCUCCUGGCACCAAGGGAAUUGGCGCGGUUGUCGUUGAGGCUGUUCCCGGCGGUGGAGCCGGAACAGCCGGCGGUGGUGGGAAAGACAGAGGUGAUGGUGGGAUUUUGAAGGUUGAAGGCGGUGGUGGUGUUGGUGGUGCUGGUGGUGCGGGAUUAGGAGGUGGUGGUGCUAGUGCUGGUGGUGCGGGAGGAGGAGGAGGUGGUGCUAGUGCUGGUGGUGCGGGAGGAGGAGGUAGUGGUGGUGGUGCGGCUCCCGGAGAUAUCAACCUUACGAUCCUGAACUUCGCACUGACGCUUGAGAACCUUGAGGCCCAGUUUUAUCAAGAUGCAUUGGCGAUCUUUCCCGUCCAAGCGAUGCAGAAAGCCGGCCUAAGUCUCUUCCAAGCAACAGCCAUCACCCAACAAAUGCAGCGCCAAUUAGCUGACGAACAAUCGCAUGUUCAAGUGCUUCAAGCGGCCAUCCAAGCUGCGGGCGGGACGCCAUUCUCGGGAUGUCAAUUCAACUUCCGCUCGAUCCUGACCGACCCGAUCACCUUUCUAGCCUCAGCACGCUCGAUAGAAGCCGCCGGAGUGAGUGCUUACAUGGGUGCCGCUUCCAUGAUUUCCCAGAACGCCGUACUCUCUGCCGCAGUCACUAUCCUCCCCGUCGAAGCCCGUCACUCUACCCUCCUCAACACGUUCUCCGGCGGGAGCGCUUCCCCUCAGUCCUUCGACCUCCCCCUCUCUCCUCCUCAGGUCUUGGCUAUCGUUGGUGGCUUGCUGCAAAACUGUCAAGCUUCUGAUCUCGGACUCACUGCCAAUCAACCCCUGAGUAUUAUUGACGGUGUAACACAGAGUACACUGUUUACGGCCGGAUCAAUUCUUCAAUUCCAGACAUCAGCUCAGGUGCAAAACUUGGAAGCCAGAACGCUCUCAUGUCAGAUGCUAGUUGGGGGCAUGAACACUGCGCUAGUCAUGCCUGCCUCGUCCUGCAUCAUCCCGUCCCAAACGUCCAAUGGCCCGUUGAAUGGACUCGUGGCCGUUUAUCUUACCUCGAACGCCCAGCCCUUGACCUCCUCGUUGAAAGGCCAACCACAGAACGUGGUCGCUGGACCGGCGUUGAUCUUUGUUGACUCCAACCAACAGGAAGUCUUGUCGCAGGUGUUCAUCGUCAAAGGGCUGAAUCUGAAGAAUCUCCCGACUGCCAACCUAGCCUCGGCAGCGCUGACCCCACAAGGCUCGACGACGCCAAGUGUGAAUCUGGACGACAACCCUGGUAUUGGGGGCACGUCGGCAUCGGCCCGGAACGUAGAAACCAACAAGAAGACCACCGCCCGUAACAGCACAACCGCUGCUGGCUCGCCCCGUAAGCUCGUCCAAACCGACUCUGCCGAGCCCGCCGAACCCUCCAAGAGCGGUCUCAAUCAGGCCUUGCUUGAUGUCUCCUGGUCGGCUAUCCCCAAGGGCGUCGUCCAAAACCCUUCGCAGCCUUCAUGACCCCGAGCUUGAAACUCCUUCUUUCUUUCCCGAAAUCUUAGACCUUAUGUGUCUCUCCUUCUCUCCUUCCCCCUCUCUCUUUCUCUCUCUUCUCUUCCCUUCCUAUCUUAUCCUUUCGAAGAAAUAUACCCACACAUCCUUUCUUUGAGGGAGCAUGUUAUAAAUGAGCAAGCU
This is a messenger RNA of Puccinia graminis f. sp. tritici CRL 75-36-700-3, 2006 nucleotides long. RefSeq lists its product as uncharacterized. Lineage: Eukaryota; Fungi; Basidiomycota; Pucciniomycetes; Pucciniales; Pucciniaceae. The transcript is spliced from 6 exons. The record is from RefSeq and is a predicted model, not a curated record. Bases 183 to 1832 code for a protein of 549 amino acids.